This is a messenger RNA of Dracunculus medinensis (Guinea worm), 6450 nucleotides long. NCBI's taxonomy places the organism in Eukaryota, Metazoa, Nematoda, Chromadorea, Rhabditida, Dracunculidae. The record is from the annotation of a GenBank genome assembly.
AUGGCCGACGAAAUAGCACGUGUUCAACAAUAUGAAUAUAGACAGAAUAGUAAUCUUGUUUUGCAAGUGGAUUUUAAUUUUACUGAUCGUCGAGGUCGUGAUGAACCGACUGGUGAAGUUAUGCCUCUUACAAAAAAUAUGUUGGCUGGUGUUAAGAUGGGAGACAAAUUUAUGCGUAUGAAGCCUCCUCAGGGUGAUCAAAAAAAAUCGAAAAAGAAAAAAAAAAAUGAUACAGAUUUGUCAGUUCCUAAUGCUGCAACAGCAACAUUACUUGGCGAUUCAAAUAGCGAAAUGUUAAGUUUAUAUAAACCGAGAACUCAAGAAACGAAGCAAACAUACGAAGCUAUUCUUGCAUAUAUUCAAGAUGCAAUUGGUGAUCAACCGCGAGAUAUUUUAUGCGGUGCUGCUGAUGAAGUUUUGGCUGUAUUAAAAUCUGAAAAAAUACGUGAAAAAGAUCGAAAAAAAGAAGUGGAACUACUUCUUGGACCUCUCACUGAUGAACGUAUUGCAGUAUUAAUGAACCUGGCAAAAAAAAUUACAGAUUUUUCAUUAGAUGAGGAUAGAAUUCAACCUGAUAACCAAGACGAAAUCGAUGAAACGAUUGGAGUGAAUGUUCAUUUCGAUGAUUCAGAUGAUGAAGCAGAAGGUGAUGAGGCAAUGGAAGAUGUGGUGAAGGAAGAAGAUGAAGAUGAUGAAGAAGGUGGUGUCGAAGCAGUAUUUGAAGAGACAUUAAAAGCUGGCCUUAUGGAUGAAGAAGAUGCUAGUGGUAAUCGCAAAGGUGUUUUAAAUGCUCGUGAUAUUGAUGCACAUUGGAUCCAGCGUUCUCUUUCUAAAUUUUAUAAAGAUCCGAUUAUUGCACAACAAAAAGUAAAUGAAGUUCUCCACAUAUUGAAGGAGGCUUCAGAUGAUAGAGACUGCGAAAAUCAACUUGUUUUACUUCUUGGUUUUGAUCAGUUCGAAUUUAUUAAAGUACUGCGUCAACACCGUCAAAUGAUUUUAUAUUGUACUUUACUGAAACGUGCGCAAGAAGGUAAGGAAAGAGAAGAAAUUGAGAAAGAAAUGCUCAGUAAACCAGAAUUGCAUUCUAUCCUUACUGAAUUGCAAGAAGUUGAAAAUACCGAUAUUAUCGAGUCAGAACGAGAAAAAAGAGCACGUGCUCAACAACAACGACGCAUGGCGGGUGCCCAAGGUCGUGGAGAUGAAGCAACAUCAGCUGGAAACUGGAUGCAGUCACGCAAAAUCCUUGAUCUUGAAGAUCUUUCAUUUGCGCAUGGAUCACCUUUUAUAGGAAAUAAGAAAUGUCAUUUGCCAGAUGGUUCAUAUCGUAAACAGAAGAAAAGCUAUGAAGAACUUCACGUUCCAGCGCUCAAACCUAAGCCAUUCGGAGAAAAUGAGAAAUUGGUUACAAUUGCCGAGUUACCAAAAUUCGCCCAGCAAGCAUUUGAUGGAUACAAAACACUCAAUCGAAUCCAGUCAAAAUUAUACGAGUCAGCUCUUAAAACUGACGAACAUUUAUUGCUAUGCGCACCAACAGGCGCUGGUAAAACUAAUGUAGCACUUUUAUGUAUUUUGCGCGAAAUUUCAAAGCAUAUGAAUGAGGAUGGUUCGAUAAGAGUUGAUGAAUUUAAAUGCAUUUAUAUUGCGCCAAUGAAAUCACUUGUCCAAGAAAUGGUUGGCAAUUUCAGCAAAAGACUGGCUCCAUAUAAAAUUGUGGUUGGUGAAAUGACUGGUGAUCAGCAGAUGAACAAGGACCAGUUCAUGCAAACGCAAAUUAUCGUUUGUACGCCGGAGAAAUAUGAUAUCGUGACUAGAAAAGGUGGCGAGCGAGCCUACAGCCAAUUAGUCAGUUUAUUAAUUAUUGAUGAGAUCCAUUUACUUCACGAUUCAAGAGGACCAGUUUUAGAAGCCAUAGUUGUUCGAACCCUACGUCAAAUGGAGCAAAAUCAUGAGGAAUGUCGCUUAGUGGGAUUGUCGGCCACUUUGCCAAAUUAUCAAGAUGUCGGGACAUUUUUGCGUGUAAAGCCUGGUCACCUUUAUUUCUUUGAUAAUAGUUUUCGACCUGUUCCUCUUGAGCAACUUUAUAUUGGAAUAACAGAAAAGAAAGCCUUAAAAAGAUUCCAAGCAAUGAAUGAAGUCGUUUAUGAUAAAGUUAUGGAACAUGCAGGAAAAAGCCAAGUUCUCAUUUUCGUUCAUUCUCGUAAAGAGACUGCAAAAACAGCUAAAGCAAUUCGUGACACCUGCCUGGAAAAAGAUACUUUAAGUGCUUUUAUGCGUGAAGGAAGUGCUAGUACGGAAAUUCUACGAAGCGAAGCUUCACAAGUUGCAAAUGCUGAUUUGCGUGAUUUGAUUCCAUAUGGUUUUGCAAUCCAUCAUGCUGGAAUGACUCGAGUCGAUCGUACCUUAGUUGAAGAUCUUUUCGCUGAUCGCCAUUUACAGGUGCUUGUUUCAACAGCAACACUUGCUUGGGGUGUAAAUCUACCAGCGCAUACCGUAAUCAUCAAAGGAACACAGAUUUAUAAUCCUGAAUUGGGCAGAUGGACUGAAUUAGGGGCACUGGAUGUUAUGCAGAUGCUUGGAAGAGCAGGAAGACCACAAUAUGAUUCUAAAGGAAAAGGUAUUAUGAUUACUAACCGGUCGGAAUUGCAAUAUUAUCUUUCUUUAAUGAAUCAACAGUUACCAAUCGAAAGUCAAUUGAUUUCUAAGUUACCUGAUGUUUUGAAUGCCGAAAUUGUUUUGGGCUCAAUAAACAAUGUAAGCGAUGCAAUGAACUGGCUGGGAUAUACAUAUUUAUAUUUGAGGAUGGUUAAAGCGCCAACUUUAUAUGGAAUCUCUCAUGAACAAGCGAAGAGUGAUCCUCUGUUGGAACAACGUCGAGCAGAUUUAGUUCAUACUGCAGCAGUUCAGUUGGAAAAAGCAAAUCUUAUAAAAUAUGACCGCAAGAGUGGAUUUAUUCAGGCAACUGAAUUGGGGCGUAUUGCAUCUCAUUAUUACUGUACCCAUGACACUAUGCAAACCUAUAAUCAAUUGUUAAAGGCAACAGCAACUGAAAUAGAUCUUUUCCGCAUUUUUUCCAUGUCUUCUGAGUUCAAACAUAUAAUGGUUCGUGAAGAGGAAAAAAUUGAAUUGCAAAAACUGGCAGAGCAUGUACCUAUUCCUAUUAAGGAAAGUCUGGAGGAAAGUAGUGCGAAAGUUAAUGUGCUACUUCAAGCAUAUAUUUCACAAUUAAAAUUGGACGGUUUCGCAUUGCAAUGUGAUAUGAUUUUUAUAAGUCAAUCUGCUGGUCGCUUAUUUCGUGCAUUAUUUGAAAUCGUUUUAUUUAGAGGAUGGGCGCAUUUAGCGCAGAAAGUUCUCGGAGUCUGCAAAAUGGUUAAUGCACGCCAAUGGCAAUCUUUAAAUCCUCUUCAUCAGUUUAAGAAAAUUCCAUUGGAGAUUUCUCGUAGUAUUGAUAAGAAAAAUAUUUCCUUCGAGCGGUUAUAUGAUCUUGAUCAGCAUCAACUUGGUGAACUGGUCAAAAUGCCGAAAAUGGGAAAACCACUUUACAAAUUUAUCCGUCAGCUACCGAAAUUGGAUAUGACUGCAAUGAUCCAGCCAAUUACCCGUUCUACAUUACGCAUCGAAUUGACCAUAACUCCUGAUUUUCAGUGGGAUGAACGAGUUCAUGGCAGUGCUGAAGGUUUUUGGAUAUUUGUUGAAGAUGUUGACGGAGAGUUAAUCUUGCAUCAUGAAUAUUUUCUUCUGAAACAAAAGUUUUGUGAAGAUGAACAUCUUGUUAAAAUGUUUGUACCAGUUUUCGAUCCUCUUCCACCUUUAUAUUUCAUUCGAAUAGUUUCUGAUCGAUGGUUGGGUAGCGAAACAAUUCUUCCCAUUUCAUUUCGCCAUCUUAUUCUACCUGAGAAAUAUCCACCUCCAACAGAACUUAUUGAUUUACAGCCAUUGCCAUUAUCUGCUCUUAAUAAUCCUCAGUUUCAGUCUAUUUUCUUGGAGAAAAAUAUAAAAGUUUUCAAUCCUAUUCAAACCCAAGUAUUCCGAACGGUAUAUGAAGGGAAUGACAAUGUUUUUAUUGGUGCUCCACAUGGCAGUGGGAAAACAGUUUGCGUUGAAUUCGCAAUUCUUCGCCAUUUCGACAAUAAUCCUGAUGCUAAAGCAAUAUACGUUACAACUAUAGAAGAUCUUGCUGAAAAGGUUUUCGCCGACUGGCAAGAACGAAUUGGUGGAGCGCUUGGAAAAACGGUUGUCAUUUUAACUGGAGAACCAUCUACAGAUUUAAAAUUGCUGCAGCGAGGUCAGUUAAUUAUAGCAACCCCAGAGCGUUGGGAUAACGUUAGUCGACGUUGGAAGCAGCGGAAAAAUGUUCAAGCGGUCAAAUUGUUUAUUGUUGAUGAUUUGCAUAUGAUUGGCGGGAAUAAUGGGCCUGUGCUAGAAAUAAUUUGUUCACGAAUGCGAUAUAUGUCAUCACAGCUGGAUUCUCCAAUAAGAAUAAUUGCUUUGUCGUCUUCACUAGCAAACGCCCGUGAUAUUGGCCAAUGGCUUGGUUGUUCUUCUCAAGCAACAUUUAAUUUCGCUCCGAAUUGUCGGCCACUUCCUCUCGAAUUAUUCAUCCAGGGUUUUAAUCUAUCGCAUACCGCAUCCAGGUUAGCAGCGAUGGCCCGACCCGUUUAUGCAGCAAUUGUGCGUCACGGUGGCAAAUUACAGCCUCGGCCUGCUCUAGUUUUUGUGCCCAGUCGGCGACAUUCUCGUUCUACAGCUGUUGAUAUGAUUACAAUGGCCCAUGCUGAUGGACAGCCUAAGAGAUUUCUUCAUAUAAAUUCUCAAGAACCUCGAUUUGUGCAAUUAGUAGAUGCUGAUAAGACUUUGAAAGAAACACUCGCUUGUGGUGUUGGUUUUCUUCAUGAAGGAACGACAGCUAAGGACAUGACUAUAGUGGAACAAUUGUUUCAGAGUGGCGCGGUGCAGGUUUGUAUCGUUCCACGUUCAAUGUGCUAUCAAAUAUCGAUGUUUGCUUACGUAGUUAUAAUUAUGGACACACAGUUUUAUAAUGGGAAAUAUCAUGUCUACGAAGAUUAUCCUAUUGGAGACGUUCUUCACAUGGUAGGUCUCGCCAACCGUCCUGGUAUUGAUGAAGAUGCAAAAUGUGUUUUAAUGUGCCAAACAUCAAAGAAAGAUUUAUUCAAAAAAUUUCUUUACGAACCGCUGCCUGUUGAAUCACAUCUGGAUCAUUGUUUGCAUGAUCAUUUCAAUGCUGAAAUCGUCACGAAAACUAUUGAGAAUAAGCAAGAUGCUAUCGACUAUCUAACAUGGACCUUACUUUAUCGCAGAAUGACUCAGAAUCCUAAUUAUUAUAAUUUACAAGGUGUUACACAUCGUCAUCUGUCAGAUAGUUUAUCUGAACUCGUUGAAAAUACACUAAAAGAUUUGGAGAAUUCGAAAUGUAUUACUAUUCGGAACGACAUGGAUACCCAUCCAUUGAAUUUGGGCAUGAUCGCUGCUUAUUAUUACAUCAGCUAUACAACUAUCGAAGUAUUCAGUAUGUCUUUAACAGCCAAAACAAAAUUGCGAACGCUUAUUGAAAUAAUCAGUAAUGCAAGCGAAUUUGCUAACAUGCCUAUACGUUAUAAAGAAGAUAUUAUCCUAAAACAACUUGCUGAUCGACUUUCGACUACUCAAAAACAUCAAAAAUUCACAGACCCUCACGUCAAAGUGAAUUUGUUGUUAAAUGCUCAUUUGUCGCGAAUACAACUAUCGGCGGAACUCAACAAAGACACUGAAAUCGUAGUAUUGAAAGCAAUUCGAUUAGUUCAAGCCUGUGUUGAUGUAUUGAGCAGUAAUGGUUGGUUAAUGCCGGCAAUUCACGCUAUGGAAUUAUCACAAAUGCUUACUCAGGCGAUGUUUACUAGUGAAUCUUAUAUGAAACAGCUUCCUCACUGUACGUCGGCUCUUUUGGAACGUUGCAAAGAAAAGAAAGUUGCCUCUGUUUUUGAUUUACUCGAUCUUGAAGACGAUGUCCGCCAAGAUCUCUUGCAGAUGACUCCUGCCCAAAUGGUUGAUGUCGCCAAAUUUUGCAAUAACUAUCCUAGCAUUGAACUUGAAUAUAAAAUUGAAACUGAUGGUGGAGACACAGUUAACGUCAGCGUGGAAAUGGAACGCGAAAAUGAUUUAAAUGGUAUGGCUCCUCCAGUAGUUGCUCCACUAUUUCCACAGAAGCGAAAGGAAGAAGGGUGGUGGUUGGUAAUCGGAGAUCAUGCAAAUAAUGCGCUGUUUUCGAUAAAAAGAUUAACUGUGCAUCAAAAAGCAAAGAUGUCAUUAGAUUUCACAGCGCAAACCGUGGGAAGAAUGCAUUAUAAACUAUACUUCAUAUGUGAUUCCUAUUUGGGAGCAGACCAAGAAUUCGAUCUCAAAUUCCGCGUUGAAGAAGUAGGUCGCAGCAGAAAGCGUGUUAAAGACGAGGAAUAA